Cuscuta epithymum is the source of this 3107-nucleotide messenger RNA. NCBI's taxonomy places the organism in Eukaryota, Viridiplantae, Streptophyta, Magnoliopsida, Solanales, Convolvulaceae. The record is from the annotation of a GenBank genome assembly.
UUCGAAACGAACACAAAGAAUAAUGAUCCAAGAAAUAAACGUAGGUCGGUACACAUAAAAUUAUAAUUACAUAUGGAGUACCAAGUAUUGGUGAAACGGAGGGAAAUAAAAUUAACAAAGACAAUAACAUUACAUAAACGUAUAUAAUGCAAUGCUACACGUUGUUGAACACUUUUUGAACACAAAAUUCUGAGUCUUGUCUGUGGUCCCUUCAUAUUCAUCACAAAUUAAAAUUUUCAAUCCACGACGAUUGGUAACCCUUAACACCGCAGCAUGCAAUUGUCCAUGAUUGAAUACAGGUUUUUUCAACAACAAUCCUACGCAAGACAAAGAUUGGUCUUGACUUUUAUUUAUAGUCAUCAUAACAUAGGAAGUCAUAAUAGGAUAUUGUCGUCUCUGAAACCUGAAUGAUAAGUUAGCAUCAGAGGGGGUCAAGGACAAUCUUGGAAUUAGCACCUUUAGCCCGUCACUCACACCGGUUAAAAUCUUUCCCUCUAGCAUUGACGUGUAAUAUUAACUUAUACUAUGUACGGUUGAAAAAGAAAUCCCAAAUUCUUUUUAAAGAUGUCAAAAAAAAGUUAAACAUUUUAUCUUAACCUCAAAAGCACAAAAACCAUUACUUUUCGUUUGUUUUACACAAAGUAAUGGCAAAUUUUGUAAAUUCAUUUUGAACUCAAAAGUCACAAAACCCUCAAUUUUUCGUUUGUUUUACACAAAAUAAUGGCAUACGAAGUAUUUGGUAAGUCAAAAUGAAAUUCUACAUUAGGUAAAUAUGUACGCAGGUGAAAUACGAAAUUUAUUUCAGGAUGGAGGAAGGAUAUGAAGGUCACCAAUUACUGCGUAUGAUUUUAUGAAAUGAAUAUCUAUUCUAAUCUAAAAGGAAAAUAAAAGAGGGCCACAGUUCCCGCUCAAAAAGGUCGCUAUCAUUCUUUGUGGUUAAUUACUCAUUAAGGGUGAGGUUGGUUAGGUUUGAAAAUGAAGGUUUCAGCAUGGUUAUCCAGAUUCGUUGGAUUUGCUACAGAUUUUCAAAACUAUAUAAAUUUUAAAUAUUAAUUUUAAUUUGUCUCACAGUGGAGUAUGAGCUGGCGAUGUGUGGGAUGUGUGGUUAUAGGGAGUUGAGUCACUGUUUGGAUAUCUUACAGAUCUUCUGAUGGCCCAAAAAUGAUUUUUCAUUGGUCAAUUUGGGGUAAUGUGCUGGCACAAAUCUCUUUUGGAUUUCUCACGCAGCUGUUUACAUUUUUAUUGGCUGCUUUUUGGGUUAUUAACAGUGUCUGUAUUGGCACAAGUGGAAGACUUUGGGCGGGAUGCUUCCAUUGCAAUUUUGAAAUUCAAAUUAAGUCAAACAGUGUUCCCCCCAUUCCUCCAGCUAUAAAUACAGCAACAAUUUUUCUCAUUUCUCCACAUCUCUUAGCAAACAAUAUAAACAAUACAUACAAGAAUUCAUUCUUAAAGAUGGUUGGAAUGUGGUCCCUAUUUCGUGAGAUUGAUCAGACGAAAACCACAUGGGCAGUCAAGGCUAGGGCAAUAAGGGUGUAUCGUGAACCUGCUCAUGAUUGUUUUCCAGAAUCCUUGGAGGUUGUGUUCCAUGAUGAAGAGGGGUAUAGGAUGCAUGCUCAUAUUCCGGACCAGUUCGUUAGCAAGUUCAUUGGUAUCUUCAAAGAGGGACGUUUGUUUGCAGUGAAAAACUUUAUGGUGGAAGAGAACUACAUGUUCUUUAAAACCUCAACAAGUGCCUAUAGGCUUCGUUUUUUUAACAAAAGUGCUGCCUUUGAGAUCAAGGGGGUUCCAUUCCCCAUAAGAACUUACUCACUGGUGUCUUUUGCUUCAUUGCAAGCCCAGGACACCAUUGAUGAGAAAUAUGGAAUCGACAUAAUGGGUCAGGUAGUGCAUGAUAAAGACCCAAAAACCAUUUUGAAGAAUGAUAGGCCCCGAAAAUUAAUGGAGAUGGUUUUGGGAGACCCAGAAGGAAAUGUGAUUGCAUGUACUCUUUGGGGACCGAUGGUUGAGAUGCUCAUGACAUACAAACAGACAACUUCGGAUCCAAUUGUGAUGCUGCUGCAGUGUUGCAGAGCAAAGAAAUACCAAGGUCAUGUUCAUGUGUCAAACAUGUUCAACACCACCAAGGUCAUUUUAAAUGGAAGUGAUGAUGAAUUUGUGGAGUUCAAGUCAAGGAUGGCUGAAAGGUCCAGUAAUGGACUUAGGUUUUCAAUUACUACGGACAACUCAGACGAUGGUGACAUAGCAACUGGCAAGCAAGAUUUGAUUACUAUUGAUGACCUGUUGAAGCUUGAGGAGGAAGGGAAGCAUUGGGUUUACGGAGAGAUAGUGGGUAUUGACAACUACAAAGAUUGGUCCUACAUUUCAUGUAUCAGUUGUAACAGGAAGGUUUCCACUAACGGGGAUGGCUUUUGGUGUUCCUCUUGCAAUGCAAAUGACGCUGUUCUUCGGUUUAAGGUGAAUGUGAGGGUAGUUGAUUGCACAACACAUGCCUCCUUUUUGCUGUGGGAUAGGGAGGUCUCAUGCUUACUGGGAAAGUCGGCCACCUCCCUUAAGGAACAAAUAGCUAGGAGGAACUUCGGGCCGCAUUACUUCCCUUCUGAGAUAACCUCUCUCAUUGAUAUAAAGGCUUUGUUUAAGGUGCAUUUUAAAAGAGAGGGAAGGGGUUUCAAAGGAAAUCAGACUUUCAGUGUUAUAAAAAUGAACACCGACCCUAAAGUGCUGGCACUUUACUCUUCAAAGAUUAAUGCUGUUGAGGAGGAAGAUGAGUUCACUCGAUUGGCUAAUGAGUUUUCAGUUCCUCGGAAUGGGGUUCAGUCAUCACAGCAAUCUGUGUCCAGCCCGCUGCUGUCCAAGGAGAAAAGGAGUGAUUUGAAAGUGAAUACUGAGAAACUGAAACGUGACCUAUUUGGAGACUCCUCUACUUCAACAUCUGGGAAAAAGCUCAAGGGGGUGAAAAAGGAAUAAAGAUAGUGCCUAGCCCUGUGUUGUGUGUGAUUAAGUUAUGUGUGACUAUUAUGUGUUACUGUGUAAUGUGUGACUUUGUUAGAUUUCCGGCUAUGUACAAUAAAGGCAACUUUGGCCACCUAUUUUCUGCCCCUUCAGGGCCU